AUGGCGGAGCACGGCGCGCACCUGACGGCGGCGGGCGGCGGCGAGGAGGCUCCGUCUAUCUUCGAGGCGGUGGCUCAGGACAGCCUGAUGGCGGCUCUGCGGCCCGCGCUCCGCCACAUGGCCAAGGUUCUUGCUGAAUCCAAUCCUGGCCGUUAUGGCUGCCUCUGGACUUGGUUUGAUGAGCUCUAUGCACUCCUGGACCUACUGCUCCAGCAGCAUUAUCUGUCCAAGUGCAGUGCUUCUUUUUCUGAAAACUUCUAUAGCUUAAAGAGGACAGUGUUGGGACACAGCAAGGGGCCAUGCUGGCUGGCAAGUGCUGGACUUCCAAAGCAGGAACACUGGAAGUCUCUCCUCCUCCUGGUUCUCAUUCCUUACCUGAAAGGGAAGUUGGAGAAACUGGUCUCCAGCUUAAGAGAAGAAGAUGAAUAUUCCAUCCACCCUCCAUCCUCUGCCUGGAAACGCUUUUAUAGGGCCUUUCUAGCAGCCUACCCAUUUGUAAACAUGGCCUGGGAGGGCUGGUUUCUCAUCCAGCAGCUCUGUUAUAUCCUUGGUAAGGCUCAACACCAUUCGCCACUGCUAAGGCUGGCUGGUGUACGCCUGGUAAGACUGACAGUGGAUGAUAUCCAGGCCUUGGAGAAGAAACUGGCUGCAGCUACUGCAAGCCACAGCAUCAAGGAACAAGUGCAUGCAGCAGUGAAGAAAGCAUUGGGAGGUGUUGCCUUCUCUCUGUCCACUGGUCUCUCUGUGGGUGUGUUCUUCCUGCAGUUUCUGGACUGGUGGUACUCAUCUGAAAACCAGGAGACCAUCAAAUCUUUGACUGCACUCCCUACUCCUCCACCCCCCAUACACCUUGACCACGGCACAGGCUCACCCCUCUUACCAAAACUGAAGACAGUGUGUCCACUCUGCCACAAGAUCCGAACCAAUGACACUGUCUUGUCCACAUCGGGCUUUGUGUUCUGUUACCGCUGUAUUUAUAACUACGUAAAGAAUCACCAGAGAUGCCCGAUUACUGGCUAUGCAACAGAGCUGCAGCACCUUGUCAAGCUGUAUUCCCCUGAAAGCUGAAAGGACUGCACUCUGCCUGUACCUGACAUACAACUUGGGUCUUACAUAAUCUAGGCUCUCUUACACCCUGAAUACAAUCUUUGUGUCAACACAGAAGACUGUCACGCAAGGCAGGAAAAUGUAUGGUGCCAGCUUAUGACUAGUAUAACUGGGCACUAUGGCACAUUUGGACUUUAAUGGCAGUAGUAGUUUUUGCUGCCUUGCCCAAAUUUUAACAAGCCUUGGCUUCAUCCAGCCUUGGCUUCAUCCAGUUUGAACACAUUACAACAAGAUUGUCAGGUUCAGCUACAACUAUAUGCUGUAAUUAUGGUUACCAGUGCCUUGAAUACUGAAGUUGUAAAGUUACACUAAAUAACAUGGAAUGCCCAAAUGGAUAACAAAGCGUGCAUUUAGGAAAGAUUAAAGAGACUAUCAAAAUCGGGAAGAGAGAAAAAUCCUGCUUAAAGGCAGUAAUUAGCUACUGAAGGUACUGGGCAGGAGAUAGGGGGAAAAAUCUUAGCCUCUAGAUAAACUGUUUAAUCACUCAUUGCAGGGCUUCUUGAGCCUUUCUUAAACUCAGGGUCUUAACCAGCAAUUUUGGUACCCUGAGCAGACAGCAUCACAGUGUACAUAGGUGCAGGCCUAGAGAUACCUCUCCUCUGCUAAUUCUUCUGCUCUUAAGCUUCCUCAUGUUACCAGGCUACUCAUUUUAGUAUUGGUAAGUGUUCAGAGUGCCUAUCAACCAUUUAUAAAUUUAAGCUUUUUGCCUUUGGAAAUGAGAUUUACAAAGCAACCAAUACAAGCAUGAACUAAGGAGAAGAUUCGCUGUCUGAAUUAGGCUUAUUCAGUAUAGGCAGCAAAGUCCAUUAAAGCAGGAAUGGUGCCUGUUCAGUUUUUAAGAAUCCUUGGAUUUGCUGAAGUUGUCCUCUUAUCUUGUUAGUAACAGUUCUUUCAGUAAAAAAAAAAAAAAAAAAAGCUGCAUCUCUCCUGUUCUUGGCUAUUAGGACUCUUGAAAUCAGGCACUUGGUAUCUGGUAAAUUUCUGUUGUCUAAUAUUUGAUAAACACAUCUAAAUACCAUAUUUGUAUGAAUUAGCUAAGGCCACAGCUACCUUCAUCUUAAGAUGUAUAUAGGCACAGUGGAUGAAGAUCCUGUGCAUAAAACCUUGCAUACUAGAAAUAAGCUGAAGAGAGUGUCUUCAUAUUAAUAAGGCACCAAAGCAUCAAGUUACAACUGGCCAGACCCAAUUUAAACCAGCCACACCUGUAGCAUAACCUCAUUUAGCAAGUUACACCUAUUUCAUCAUAUUGAAGGAUUUGCUACAUGAAGCUAGGGAAUGCAGCGAAGGAGGAUGUUAUACUUUAAAGUUAAUGCCUGCUUCAGAGUUUUGACCAAUUUUAAGGAACAAAUGUCUAAGGACAAUGGUGAUUUUCUAUUGAAAGUGCUCUAGGGGCAGCAGUAAGCUAUCCCAGUUAGUGUGGCAUUAGACUAAAUUGUAGAAACGCCAGUAAACUCCUUGCUGUCAAUAUGUGGUUUUAGAUUAAGACCCAAGCCCCUUGUUACCCUCUAAGUCAAGGGUUGGCAAUCUUUUAGUGCCAGUCUUCUGCUACUGCCCCAACCAUUCAUGCUUCAUUCUCCCCACCCCACCCUCCCCAUCCAACAUAGCCUGUUUACUGGGUGCAGCUGAAAGGUAUGCCAAACAGUAGUGGGGAGCAAUGAUUACAGGAGAAAGGACAAGCAGGCACUGGUGGGAGGUGCGAGAGCAGAAAGGCCAGGGAUGGCAGCAGCAGGGAACUUGGGAAUGCAGCCUCUUUAAAUUAGCCCAGAGCUGCUAUACCCUCCCUCAUGUCUCCAUCUUUCAAUGCAAAAAUACCUUAUUAAAACAUCAGAUUCAACACAAGAUGAUCAACAUUUUAAAAGGCUUUUAAUAGAAGCUUACUACAGUUUCAUAUGUGGCAUUAAUUCAUGUCUCCAUUCUAUCACUUAUUUCAACAGUUUUUUUAUCCUCCCUCUGAAAAAUUUAUACUCAAGGAAACCUGACUGGACAAACCUUUUUUGGAUAGUCCCACUGAUUUCAAUGCAAGUCCUUAUAUACACAAUGACUACAGGCCUGGGUCUAGAGUAUACUGAAGAGUUUGGGGAUGACAUUUUAUUUUUUCCAGGACCUUUUGUUUUCCAAUAGAGCUGGUCUUUCAUUUGUAGCAGAGGUGAAAAUGGCUUCUAUCUACCUGUCAUAGCCCAUGGGACAAAUAUCAAGGACAAUUCAGUCACUGACAUGUACCAUCAUAAUUACGUUAAUUAUGUUUGUCAUUAGCAGUAUGCUUGGUCUUAUGGACUUAGGUUAAUUUUAAAUCAGUGACUCAUUAUAGAGGUGAUCUAAGAUUUAUCUAAUUUAAAGUAAAGAGUGGAAUUAGACUGGCUACUUUAAGUAAAAGUACAUACAUCUUG
Gavialis gangeticus (Gharial) is the source of this 3494-nucleotide messenger RNA. RefSeq names its product peroxisomal biogenesis factor 12 (gene PEX12). The coding region runs from base 1 to 1068 and encodes 355 amino acids. Lineage: Eukaryota; Metazoa; Chordata; Crocodylia; Gavialidae. Gene Ontology annotation, cellular component: peroxisomal membrane; peroxisomal importomer complex. Gene Ontology annotation, biological process: protein monoubiquitination; protein import into peroxisome matrix. Gene Ontology annotation, molecular function: protein binding; zinc ion binding; ubiquitin-protein transferase activity. The transcript is spliced from 3 exons. The record is from RefSeq and is a predicted model, not a curated record.